This is a messenger RNA of Falco peregrinus (peregrine falcon), 1084 nucleotides long. RefSeq names its product complement C1q B chain (gene C1QB). The record is from RefSeq and is a predicted model, not a curated record. NCBI's taxonomy places the organism in Eukaryota, Metazoa, Chordata, Aves, Falconiformes, Falconidae. Bases 16 to 924 code for a protein of 302 amino acids. Gene Ontology annotation, molecular function: protein binding. The transcript is spliced from 3 exons.
AAAGAUAAAAAAGGGAUGUGGCCCAGAUCCUUUCACAAUAAUAACCUUUGCAGCAAACUUCUGCUUUCCCUCGUGGUCAUUUCCAAGCAGGACACUGGCGUGUCCUGCUCCAUCUCCCCACCCGUGCAACAAGAAGCUCAAGGUAAGAGCAAGAGGUCGGCAAGGCUGAGCUCCAGCUCCUCCCUGCAGCAGAUGCAGACCGUGUGGGCAAUGCUCAUCUGCCUGGCUGGAGGACAGCUCGCAAGUGCCUCCUUCUGCAAGACUUAUGGCACCAUCCCAGGCAUCCCAGGGUUACCAGGACAGCCUGGCAGCAACGGCAGAGAUGGGGAGAAUGGCCCAAAGGGCGAGCAAGGUCCCCCUGGCCAGGUGGAGCACGAAGCAGACAAGGGGGAGAAAGGAGAUCCCGGAGUACCAGGGCACCCUGGGAAGAUCGGCCCCAGGGGCCUUCCAGGUUCAAGGGGAUUACCAGGUCCACGGGGACUCCCUGGCCCUCAGGGGGACUCUGGUGACUACAAGUCCACCCUCAAGUCUGCCUUCUCCGCUGCCAGGACCAUCAGCUCCUACCCACGCCGCGAGCAGCCCAUCCGCUUUGACCGCAUCAUCACCAACGAGAAGGGUCACUAUGAGAACCGCUACGGCCGCUUCACCUGCCGGAUCCCAGGCAUCUACUACUUCACCUACCACGUCACCUCCAGGGGCAACCUGUGCCUCAACGUGAAGAAGGGCCGGGGCAGCAGGGGUGAGAAGGUGGUGACCUUCUGCGACUACGUGCACAGCAGCUACCAGGUCACCACCGGCGGUGUGGUCCUCAAAAUGGCAGUGAACGAGUCUGUCUGGCUGGAGCCAACGGAGAAGAACUCCCUGGUGGGGAUUGAAGGGUCUGACAGCAUCUUCUCCGGCUUCCUCAUCUUCCCUGGGGCUUAGCCUGCUGAAGGUGUCUCUCUGCAGCCCUUCUGCUGCUGCUGGCUGAAGAUGCCCCUGGAAAUGACUCUUCGCUCCACAUCUGGUGCCCUGAAACCUGUUGCUGCCGGCCUUGCACAUUAAAUGACAGCUCUUUGUGCUGCUGGUUCCUUCCUGCCUAGAA